Molecule: messenger RNA, 285 nt
Organism: Annulohypoxylon maeteangense
Lineage: Eukaryota; Fungi; Ascomycota; Sordariomycetes; Xylariales; Hypoxylaceae
Exons: 2
Coding region: 1-285 (94 amino acids)
Source: RefSeq, a predicted model, not a curated record
AUGCAGUUCUCAGCUAUCAUCUCCAUGGGACUUUUCGCUGUUGCCCUAGCUCAGACAUCUACACCAACACCCUCUGGCCCGCCCGAUCUCACCACGUGCCAGGAAGAGGCUGGACCCUACGCCGAUGCCUGUCCCAAGUGCAACUCCAAGUGCGAGAACUCGUCUGCAAAGAGCGAAUGCUUCAACAGUCUCUUCACGGCUGUCAACUAUGUCGAAUCCCAGUGCUGGCAACACGGAGGCAGCAACUGCAAGAGCGUAGCCGUCAACCAAGUUUGUGGCCAGUGA